This is a messenger RNA of Limulus polyphemus (Atlantic horseshoe crab), 2886 nucleotides long. Its product is annotated as synaptotagmin-7-like. Gene Ontology annotation, molecular function: calcium-dependent phospholipid binding; phosphatidylserine binding; SNARE binding. Gene Ontology annotation, biological process: calcium-ion regulated exocytosis; regulation of dopamine secretion; vesicle fusion. Gene Ontology annotation, cellular component: synapse; membrane; axon. NCBI's taxonomy places the organism in Eukaryota, Metazoa, Arthropoda, Merostomata, Xiphosura, Limulidae. The coding region runs from base 625 to 1842 and encodes 405 amino acids. The record is from RefSeq and is a predicted model, not a curated record. The transcript has 12 exons.
GGAGUAGUGUCUAUUGUGUCAUGACUUCGAUCCAGCAGAGUACAGGGGGCUUAGCCCGGGAGAAUGUUGCCUUUCCUACGUAGCCAAAGUAACGUGAACAGAAGGCAAUAUUAUACAUUAUCCAGGAUUUGCUACAAGACUCCAGAAAUCUUUCUAUACUUCAGUACUGAUCAUACCGAAUGGCAGCACGCCUAGACUUGUAAGCUCACCGUUUUCUAAGAGAGUUUAAUAAAAUCUGCCUCGUCUCGUCGCUCUUCAGAAAGUUGGUUGUACCAGGUUGUUUGGGUUGAAGCUUCACACAUACACUAAAACUGACACUGAUGACAAAUUAUCAACCAUUUAUCGUAUUAAUAAGUGAAAAAGACUAGACAACAGGUGCCGCCACCAACUUAAGUUGGCCUUUCGUAUUCGUUAUCUUCUCUUAACGACUGAUAAGAAUCACGCGGGCUUCUUUCUUCCAGUAUCGAUCAAAGAUGUUGCCCGCUGAUGGUUCACAUAACAAGAACAGGCAAGGUAUACUACGAUUACCAGUUUACCAUGGUGAUUAGAUAACGAGUUCACUCUACUAGAAGAGCCUAAGAAACUAACUUCACUUGUGAAGAUCAUCUCAGAUUCAGGUUGACAAUGGACCUUUCCACUAUCAUCGUUGCUUCAGUGCUAGGAACAAUGGCGGCACUAGUAUCGAUGAUUAUGACGUUAUUCCUGUGUUACCUCUACUGGAAAAAACUCGGACACAAAAAGACGGCAAGAGAUGAACUUGAACCACUACAAUUUGGAAAGGCGCCACCACCUGUUGGACAAAAUGAAGAGGUCAAAGAGCUUACACGACAUAACGUGGAGGACCGUUGUUCACAAGGGCAUCUGAGGUUAAUCCCGUCCCUAGCAUCUCAAUCUAUAUCCAUAUCGGAAAACGGUAAAGAGAAUAGUGGCGCCACCAUGCAGGGACCAAUUUCAUUUCUUCAGUAUCUUUUACCAACAGUUGAGCAGCAGGAAGAAGCUGCUGAUUUAGCUAAUGCCAUGACUGAACCAGAUGAACCAGCUGGACAGAUACACUUUAGUUUGGAGUAUAACUUUCCUAAUUCUACGUUAAUACUGAAGAUUAUACAAGCUAGCAACCUACCUGCGAAGGAUAUUAUAGGAACCAGCGACCCCUAUGUGAAAGUGUUUCUACUCCCAGACAAGAAACACAAGCUGGAGACGAAAGUCAAACACAGAACUUUAAAUCCUAGAUGGAAUGAAACUUUUUAUUUCGAAGGUUUUCCACUCUAUAAGCUCCAAAAGUCCAUUCUCUAUCUCCAAGUGUUCGACUAUGAUCGCUUCAGCCGGGACGAUGCUAUCGGUGAUGUAUAUUUACCCCUAAGUCAGGUCGAUCUCACCCAGAAGCCAACAUUCUGGAAAUCCAUCAAACCGGCUGAAGAUUCGAAGUUAGGGGAGAUCCUGGUGACGCUACUGUACAUCCCCAGAACCAGUGAACUGACAAUUACCCUCAUCAAAGCUAGAAACUUGAAAUCGAAGGACAUUAACGGAUCUUCAGAUCCAUACGUUAAGGUGUGGCUUCAUCGUGGAGACAAAAGAAUGGAGAAAAAAAAGACACAAGUCCACAGGCGAACCUUAAAUCCGGUGUUUAACAACACUUUCCAGUUCAUUGUUCCCUGGGAACACAUUCGGGAAACGUACCUAUCAGUAGCCGUCAUGGACUUUGACACAGUUGGGCGGAAUGAAUUGAUAGGGAAGGUGAUCCUGUCUUCUCGGAGUGGGCCCACAGAGUCCAAACACUGGUGUGACAUGCUGACUAAAGCCAGGACAGCUGUAUCUCAGUGGCAUAGGUUGAAAACAUUGUGAAGGUUGGCAUGCCCGAUAUUAGGACAUAGAUUAAUUGUUCUGUCUUCGGACAUUCCAGGGACCUGGUUUCUCACGGAAAACAAAGACAUGCUAUUAUCCAUGGAACAGACUCUGGAUAUUGGUGUUCAUGUUGUAGAAUAUUCGUUACUUAUGUGAAAUAUUUAAAGUUGGACGUGUGGCUGGACUGUUUUGUGUCUUUACUGUCCAUUGUACUAGAAUGUAUCUGAAUAUAAAAAACAUAGACGAAGACCCCAGUAUUAUAAAACAUACCUGUAAUAGCAUCCGAGUUACAAUUAUAGGGCUUUCAUGUUUAUAUUUAUCUAGUUUUUGGGUGUUUUAUUCGAUUUUAGAAAACUUAUCUUAAUUUAGAAGAAUCAUUUUGUAUUUUCGGUUUGUAUUUGUGAAUAUUUCAAGCGAAACGGAAACAUUUCCAAAAGUGAAUUAUGAAGUUUAAUUUUGUAUUAAGUGUUUUUCUAUUCUUUUCAUCAAUAACCAGAAACAACAACAACAACAAAAAGAAGUAAGAACUUAUUUACUAUAAACGUAAACUUAGUUGUUUAUGGAUAUCCACUUUCAAACUGUGAAUAAUAAAAUAAACGCGUCUUCGAAAUUCAUGAAUCUUUCAAGAUCUCGCUGGAAAAAAUAAUUUUCUCGUUGUGGGUGUAACAUAAGAUUUUCAGAACUGAGAUUUUCAUAACAAAGUAUAUUUGAUGAAUGUGCUUAUUUUUAUUGUAGUUGUGAAAGCUGAAGUGUGAGAAUGUAUUCAUUUCCUAUCCAUACAAAAUAACUCUGUUGUAAAGUAGUAUAAUUAACACUUUUCAAACAUUUUAGUUGAAGUCAUAUAAACAACUACUGUUACUUGGUUAAAUGAAAUAACCCAAGGAGAAAGCCAUACUAACGUAAUUACUUGGUAUCGCAGAGUUCUUCCCUUAACGUAACUUUGCACAUCUCUAAAUACUUCCUUUAAAGUAACCUGAUAUCUUUGCGCAUCUCUAAAUACUUCCUUUAAAGUAACCUGAUAUCUUUGCACAUCUCUAAAUACUU